Zingiber officinale is the source of this 564-nucleotide messenger RNA. RefSeq lists its product as uncharacterized. The coding region runs from base 1 to 564 and encodes 187 amino acids. Lineage: Eukaryota; Viridiplantae; Streptophyta; Magnoliopsida; Zingiberales; Zingiberaceae. The record is from RefSeq and is a predicted model, not a curated record. The transcript is spliced from 2 exons.
AUGAAAGACAAGGUUAGCCUUCAUGGCGGAGAAGAUGUUGAAGUGGGAAAGAAUGGUGUUGCUUCAAAAGAUGGAGACCAAGGUGACUCGAUGGAGAGUUCUUCCAUUGGUGGUGAAUCAUCCUCAUCACCUUUGGCCUCUUCCGAAGAGAAGGAGAUCAGCAAAGAAGAAGAAGAGGUGGAGAGUGGAGCUUUGGGGUGUUUAGAUUGCCUAGAGGAGUCCCUUCCUGUCAAGAGAGGAUUAUCUUUGUUCUUCUCAGGAAAAUCCAAAUCAUUCACCAGUUUGUCAGAUGUGGCCAACAUGACUGCAAACGAUCUGACAAAAUCGGAGAACUCCUUCAACAAGCGAAGAAGAAUUCUCAUCGCAAACAAAGUGAGGAGAACUUCUUCCUAUAGGUCACUCAUCGGCAUGUCAUUACUGUCACCACCACCAUUAUUUCAAAAUCACAUCUCAGAAGAAGCUGGGGAAGCUGAUGAAGAAUCACAAAGCAACAAAGAAAAGAACAACUCCAAGUGUUUCGGAUCCAAUAGGUCCUUCUCAUUAUCUGACCUACAACAUGCUUAG